CGAUCAUCCAAUGGGCCAGUGGUGGCAGGUGCUACAAGCAGCUGAACGCCGAGCAACGGUUCGUCAUGAGCCUCUUCUCCCGUAUGCACGUAGUACCGUCAUACAGCAGCUGCACCAGAUCGUUUCACACGGCAGCCACACGGUGGAGUAAACAACCGCCCGAUCCGCGCAACAGUGACCCAAAUCGAGGCAAAAAGAACGAAGAGGACGAGAAAGAAAAGAUGAUGUCGGUGGUCACGAAAACGCUGAUCUGGAUGAUUACCAUCUACAUGUUGGUUGGGUUUCUCUCGAUGGUAAUACCGUCCAAAAAUCGACCCGAGUCGGCGACCCGCUACGUUAGCUGGCACGAGUUUGUGCACCACAUGUUGGCGGUGGGCGAAGUGAAGGAGGUGGUGGUACACCCGGACAUGGAGAUGGUGACCAUCAUCUUGCACGAUGGUGCGGUGGUGAAAGGGCGGCGGGUGCAGUCAACCAUUUUCCACAUGGCGGUGGCAGACGUGAACAAGUUCGAAGAAAAGCUGCGCCUGGUGGAGGAGCGCUUGGGCGUCGCGGAGGGUGUGGCGGUGCUAUUCGAACGCAGCGGAGAUGUCAGCGGUCGCAUCCUGUUCACACUGUUCGCGACGGGCAUCAUCAUCGCGCUGCUGAGCCGCAUCCGGGGCGGCCGCGGGCCAAUAUCGAUGGACAGCUUCACGCAGAUGGGUCGCGCCAAGUUCACGCUCGUCGACCCAGUUGAGGGCGGGCGCGGCGUGUGGUUUAAAGACGUGGCGGGACUGCAGGAAGCGAAGCAGGAGGUGAUGGAGUUUGUCGAUUAUCUCAAGUCCCCCGAACGGUACCAGAGAUUGGGAGCGAAGGUUCCGAGGGGAGCCUUGCUGCUCGGUCCGCCAGGUUGUGGAAAAACGUUGCUCGCGAAAGCAGUGGCUACCGAGGCGGAGGUACCAUUCCUUAGCAUGAACGGGUCGGAAUUUAUUGAGAUGAUCGGAGGCUUGGGAGCUGCACGGGUGCGGGACCUGUUUAAGGAGGCAAAAAAACGGUCGCCUUGCAUCAUCUACGUGGACGAGAUUGACGCGAUUGGUCGCCAACGGGAGGGUACAGGGGGAGGCAUGGCGAGUCAAACGAGUUCGGGUGAGUCAGAGCAAACACUAAACCAGCUACUGGUAGAGAUGGACGGCAUGGCUAGCAAAGAGGGUGUCCUGAUGCUGGCGAGUACCAAUCGUGCCGAUAUUCUCGACAAGGCGCUACUACGGCCUGGACGCUUCGAUCGACACAUUUUAAUCGACUUGCCUAACCUAGCCGAGCGAAAGGAGAUCUUUGAGAAGCAUCUAUCGGUGAUUGCGCUUGAAGAAAAGCCGUCGAAUUACUCGAGCCGGAUGGCGACUCUAACGCCUGGGUUUUCCGGCGCCGAUAUUGCCAAUGUUUGCAACGAGGCCGCUUUGCAUGCGGCUCGCACCAACCAGCGCUCGGUGACGACGAACAAUCUAGAGUACGCAGUGGAGCGGCUGGUGGGUGGCACCGAGAAACGAUCCCAUGCCCUGUCACCGACCGAACGGCGCGUGAUUGCGUUCCACGAGUCGGGCCACGCGCUAGUUGGCUGGCUGCUGCCGAACUCAGAUGUUCUCCUCAAGGUGACAAUCGUCCCCCGUACAAGUCUAGCCCUUGGCUUCGCCCAAUACACCCCGAAGGAGCAAAAACUGUACAGCCGGGAGCAGUUGUUCGACAAAAUGUGCAUGGCACUGGGUGGCCGUGCAGCAGAAAGCCUUAUCUUCAACCGAAUCACCACGGGCGCACAGAACGACCUCGAAAAAGUGACGAAAAUUGCAUACGCCCAGAUCAAACAUUUCGGCAUGAACCCUACGGUGGGUCCUAUUGCAUUUCCUGAAGAGCGUGAUUCGGACCCAUUCACUGGAAAACCAUAUUCGAAAAGCUUGGACAACCUGAUUGACUUCGAGGCACGGAAAAUGAUUACCCAGGCAUACGAUCGGACCGAGCAGAUUUUGCGUGACAACGUCGAUAAGCUCAACAUACUGGCUGAAGCACUGUUGAAGCAGGAAACACUGAACUACAACCAGGUGGUCGAACUGAUUGGGCCACCGCGAUACGACGACACCAUACGCAAAAUUGAACCUAUCGAGUUUGAGGAUGGUUUGAAAAAGUUGGCCGGCACUGGACCCGGGGAGAAGUGAGCAAAAUGCGUGAUGCGAUCGAAUGAGAGUAGUGUUUUUAUUUAAUUUAUAUAAACUAAUUUCAAACAUUUUCGGAGUACCUGUUACCGGCAAUGAAUAAACAAAAAAAUAGGUAUUGUACAUGGUUAAGG
Anopheles cruzii is the source of this 2311-nucleotide messenger RNA. It is a transcript of the gene Spg7, whose product is annotated as paraplegin. Gene Ontology annotation, biological process: protein-containing complex assembly; mitochondrial protein processing. The record is from RefSeq and is a predicted model, not a curated record. Gene Ontology annotation, molecular function: zinc ion binding; ATP binding; metalloendopeptidase activity. The transcript has 2 exons. Lineage: Eukaryota; Metazoa; Arthropoda; Insecta; Diptera; Culicidae. Bases 66 to 2180 code for a protein of 704 amino acids. Gene Ontology annotation, cellular component: m-AAA complex; membrane.